AUUCAUUUCAAGCCCUUCCCCCUUCAGCAUCUUCGGCAGCAGGACAGAGAAGAAAGCUGGAGUGGGACAGCGGAUGCCAGUCGAAGGGAUACUUUACCGAAGAUGGCUUCGCCCAGGACAAUAACCAUCGUCGCCCUCUCCUUUGCACUGGGUCUCUUUUUCGUGUUCAUGGGCACAAUUAAACUCACUCCAAGAUUAAGCAAAGAUGCAUAUGGUGAAAUGAAAAGAGCGUAUAAGAGUUAUGCCAAGGCACUUCCUGCACUGAAAAAGAUGGGCAUUUCUUCUGUUCUUCUACGCAAGAUCAUCGGUACCCUUGAGGUUGCAUGUGGCGUGGUUCUGACCCUCGUACCAGGAAGACCAAAAGACGUGGCAAACUUUAUCCUGCUAUUGGUCAUGCUGGCUGUGCUUUUCUUUCACCAGCUGGUUGGAGAUCCCCUAAAACGCUACGCCCAUGCCCUGGUAUUCGGUAUUUUGCUAACUUGCCGGCUGCUUAUCGCUCGUCAGGGCGAGGACAGGCCUGAGAGAGAGGAGAGACGAGAGGAGCAGAUCAAUGCCCAGGAAAAGAACAAGGUCAAAAUCUCUUAGCUCCACAAUUUUAAACAGAGCACCUGGCAACAGAUCCCUAUGUGUGUCUCUGGAUAGUAGAGAAGGUGCUCGGAAAAACAGACGGUGGUCCCGAAAGGUGAUUUCUGUCCUUCAACUUAAUAUCAGCAGCCCAAAAGUGUGUUCUUCUUUUACUCUUACCUCAUGUCCUCUGAGAUUGUCGCGUCGCUCGGAGCUGCAUCCAUAGUGGACAAAAAAUGUAAUUAUAAUAAUGCGUUCUAUUGUCUUUUGUUGUGCCCCUUCGCGCUGCGUCCAAUGUAGACACGAUGUAAGAAAUACCACUUUUAAAGUCCCCAUGAAAUCAAACAUUAAAGUAUUUUACACAGUGUUGCAGUGAUUAUUAUAAAUGAUUUAUCCGUCCAAACCAUUAAUUUUUUUAUUUCAUUUACAACAACAGUUCACCACAUGACAUAAGCAACAAAAUAGAGGUUGGACGAUACUGAGUGUCCAAUGGCCAGGCAUUUUUAGCCAUCAGCUCCAGGCCUAACUCACAACAAACCAAUCAAAAAAGUGAAGGCCAAACAAAGCCCCGCCCAACCUUUUUUUCUUAUUUCAGAAGCUGUUUCACUCGGAUGCAUCACGAUACGGAAAAAGUUGAUCGCAAUUUCCGUUUCAUGGUGACUUUAAGAUUAUACUGUGAUACAGAUAACUACAAAUGAUUAUGUAUUUGUUGUUUUACUAUUGUUUGGCCUACUGUAGAUUGACCCUAUUUAAAACUGAAUGUUUUGAAUACAUUAAACGUGAUUAUCCUACACAUUCGUUUGUUAAAACUAUAAAAAAUAACUCCUACCAAUGGUGAUCUAAUAAGGCUGUUAAAUGUCAAGUAAGGAAAGUAAAAUGGAUUUUAUUUGUUAGUUUCACCUCACCCUUUGAAUCAGAUGGACGUAAGUGUUUAACGUAGCCUGAAACCAAUAAUUAAUAUUGUUUAUCUGUUAUUUAUAUAUUUUUUAUAUUAUUGCUGUAUCUGUUGUUUUCUAUUUUUAAAUGAUGAAUUUCAGAAGUUGGUCUUUGUUUCUUACCAAAUUUGUUUUUCUAGCUGUCCAAUAAAAAAUGUCCGUUUAACCUAAUGGUUUCUUGCUCCUUUUAAAAUCUACAACUACAUGUUUGUUUCAUCUUUAUAAUACUUUGUUACAUUUGCCAAAACUAUGGAAAUUACAGCAAAUAUUUUUCUAUGUUGUUUUUAAUUUUGGUAAUCUGUUAGGCUGUAUUGGUAAUACUUGUCUGAUACUGAACAAAGAAUAUGGAUGUGACCUACAGUAUACUCGGUUUUCAGGAUGCCAUGAACUAUUUAAAGAACAGAAGGUUUACACAUAGGGUCAUGUUAUACUCUUGACAGUGAGAAAAAAAAAUCUCUGAUAUGUUUGUGCAUGCAGAUGCUGACAAUAAAACAUCAGUUUAGUAAA
This is a messenger RNA of Triplophysa dalaica, 2006 nucleotides long. RefSeq names its product transmembrane protein 35 (gene tmem35). Gene Ontology annotation, molecular function: acetylcholine receptor regulator activity. The record is from RefSeq and is a predicted model, not a curated record. Gene Ontology annotation, biological process: chaperone-mediated protein complex assembly; positive regulation of protein localization to cell surface. The transcript is spliced from 2 exons. The coding region runs from base 103 to 585 and encodes 160 amino acids. NCBI's taxonomy places the organism in Eukaryota, Metazoa, Chordata, Actinopteri, Cypriniformes, Nemacheilidae. Gene Ontology annotation, cellular component: endoplasmic reticulum.